GUAAUGCAACGGCACGUCCUCAUACAUAAUACAUACAUUUACUUCGCCAUCAAUGGUAGUUCCACACGGAGAAUAUGCAGAAGAUGAGUAUGUCGAGGAGUAUGCGGAAUCUUAUGCCGAGUCCCAAGAAGUACCAGUAAACCAAUUUAAUUCCCAAUCCAUUAAUCGUAAUGGAAAUUAUGAAAUCAGUGUGAUGCACAAAAUAUUAGAAAUGGUAACAGAAAUAAAAAUUCAAGUCAACGAUAUUGCCAGAAAUAUGCAGAGUUUCAAAGUAGACAAGCAGCCCGUUGAACAAUACGACAUAUUUACCAAAUGCCUGCCCUUAAAUAGUUUUGAAGCGAUUGAGAAGUUUGAGGAAUUAAUAAGCGACCUUGAAAUCAACAAAUUAUUUGUAAGUUAAUAAUUGC
This is a messenger RNA of Photinus pyralis (common eastern firefly), 407 nucleotides long. RefSeq lists its product as uncharacterized. The coding region runs from base 53 to 400 and encodes 115 amino acids. The record is from RefSeq and is a predicted model, not a curated record. The transcript is spliced from 2 exons. Lineage: Eukaryota; Metazoa; Arthropoda; Insecta; Coleoptera; Lampyridae.